Molecule: messenger RNA, 1464 nt
Organism: Peronospora matthiolae
Lineage: Eukaryota; Oomycota; Peronosporomycetes; Peronosporales; Peronosporaceae
Source: the annotation of a GenBank genome assembly
AUGAACAAGCGCGAGGGGAAAGAUCCGUCCUGCCGAGACAAGGCCCUCAUGCAGCAGUUACGGCUGUACUCGAGACGUCAGUACAUCGUCCUCGCUGUCUUAGGAGCCAUGAUCUUUGUAAUCUGGUUCCAGAGCUAUGAGGGGACAACUGCAUCGACCAAGCCAAAGCUGCAAUCGACGACGCUGUCGGAAUUCAGGACUCCAACUUCUAUUACGAAGGACGAAAACCUGGCGAAGAAAGCGCCGGAGCUCAGGACCCCGACUGCAACCACAAAGGAUGAAAACCCGACGAAGGAAGCGCCGGAGCUCAGGACCCCGCCCGCUGUCACGAAGGAUGACCAUUUGAACGAGGAGACGCCGGAGCUGACGACCCCGCCUGUCGUCACGAAGGAUGAAAGCGUGAAGGAGACGGAGACGAAGAAGCCAGAGGGAAAAAAACAGAGGAAAGUGCCCAAAGGACCGGUCACUAGUGUCCUGCGUCCCAUGACCCCUGACCUCCCUCCGCUGAACCCGGAUGUGGCGUUCCAGAUCACGUCGUCCAGCGACGAAUUCGAUGAAUACCACGAACUGUUUCCGCAGUAUGGCAAGAACGAAUCUGGCGAGCACUAUCGCAUUGAAAACACCCGUGUGCUUGCUCAGCCGGGAAACCGCGAGACGGACUCGGUGCUGAUUGUCUGUGUCUUUAACGACGCCAGUUCGUGGGGAGAGAACCGGACCAUCGCUGAUUUUUUCGAGCUUGUUGGAUCGUUUGACUACAACAAGGAGAAAAUCUCCAUCACGUUGCUCACUUCGUCAAAUGCCGAGUUUUUGACGAUCCAGAAGCUCUUCCUCACGUACAUUCACGAGUACACGCGACUUUCCGUGAUCCUCCGCAAUGAUUUCGCCCAAGGUGGCUUGACCCGCUCGAACCGCCACCGGCCAAGUCUACAAGGCAGUCGACGACGCAUGCUUGCUCGAUACCGGAACUACGCCCUGCUCUCAACGAUGCAGUCGUGGCACCAGCACGUGGUAUGGCUGGACGCAGACACCAAGCUCAUUCCGUCGUACUUACUUGCGAAAAUGGUGCACUCGGGGCUUGAUAUUCUGACGCCCGUGUGCUACGUUGAGGUGCGUGGCACUUUAAAUAACUACGAUUUGAACGCGUGGGUGGGGGAGCGAACGGUGCGACCACCGACGCAUCGACAUGGCACCUACGUCCCUCGACCAUUGCACGUCGAGUUUCUCGAUCAGAUCGACAAGUCGAAGGGACCAUUUGCACCGAUUGAUUCUGUCGGAGGGACGAUGUUGUACGUGCGAGCAGAUGUCCAUCGACAGGGCAUUCUGUUCCCAGUCCAUUACGUUAUCGGCAGUGAAUGGGGUCGAGAAGGCUACGACGGGAUCGAGACAGAAGGUCUUUGCUACACUGCAAGCUUCCUCGGUUUCAAGUGCUGGGGGAUGAUCAAUGAGACGAUCGUACACCCGUAA